This is a messenger RNA of Onychostruthus taczanowskii (white-rumped snowfinch), 3168 nucleotides long. It is a transcript of the gene MTSS2, whose product is annotated as MTSS I-BAR domain containing 2. The record is from RefSeq and is a predicted model, not a curated record. Lineage: Eukaryota; Metazoa; Chordata; Aves; Passeriformes; Passeridae. Bases 659 to 3010 code for a protein of 783 amino acids. The transcript is spliced from 15 exons. Gene Ontology annotation, cellular component: cytoplasmic side of plasma membrane; actin cytoskeleton. Gene Ontology annotation, biological process: plasma membrane organization; cell projection assembly. Gene Ontology annotation, molecular function: actin binding; phospholipid binding.
GAUGGUGAGACCAGGAUAGCACCCGGAUUUUGUCACUGGGACAACAGGACCAGGAUUGACCUUGCUAGGAUAGCAGCACCAGCAUGGCUUCACCAGGAUGAUGACACCAGGACUGGUCCUACUGGAAUGGCUUUGCUGGGAUAGUAGCACUGGGACCAGCUUCACUGGAACAGCAUUGGAAUGGCCUUGCCAGGAUGGUGGCACCUGGAUAGCUUCACUGGAUUGAUGGCACCGGUACUGGCCAUGCAAGGUGACACUGGGAUGGCCUUGUCAAGACAGCACCAGGAUUAAUCUCACCAGGACAACAUGGACUGGCCUUGCUGGGAUGGUGACACUGGGAUAGCCUGGCUGUAUGGUGGAUCAGGAUCAGCCUUGUUGUGAUGGCACCAGGAUGGCCUUGCUGGGAUGGCACUGCAGCUGGCAUUACUGGGAGAGUCCUCACUGGAAUGGCACCAGCAUGGUCUACUGGGACUGGCUUCACUGGGAAACAGUGGCACUGAGAUGGCCUUGCUGGGAUGGUGGCAGCAGCACAGCCCUGGGAUGGCCUCACUGGGAUGGUGGCACUGGGACUGCCCUGAGAUGACUUCACUGGAAUGGUUGCACCAGGACAGCCCUGGAAUAGCCUUGCCACAAGGGCAGUGGGAAUGGCCUUGCACAGAUGGCCCUGCCAGGAGUGGCCUCAUUGGCACAGUACUGGGGUGGCCUCCCAAGCACCUGUGCCCUGUCCCUGUCCCCACAUAACUGCCCCAUUCAGGGCUUCAGGGACCCCAACCUGCCCUGUCGGUCCUUGGGCUCAGGGGAGGGGAGCACUGGGGCUCCUGGCUGUGCGAUUGGAGCUCUCUGUGAGAGCUCCUACCCCAUAUGGGAGGAUUUCAACUCGAAGGCCACCAAGCUGCACUCCCAGCUCAGGACCACGGUGCUGGCCGCAGUUGCCUUCCUGGAUGCCUUCCAGAAAGUGGCUGACAUGGCCACCAACACCCGAGGUGCCACGAGGGACAUCGGCUCGGCGCUGACCCGGAUGUGCAUGCGGCACCGCAGCAUCGAGGCCAAGCUCCGGCAGUUCACCAAUGCCCUCAUGGAGAGCCUGAUAAACCCUUUGCAGGACAGGAUUGAGGACUGGAAGAAAACUGCCAAUCAGCUGGACAAGGACCAUGCGAAAGAGUACAAGCGAGCACGCCAUGAGAUCAAGAAGAAGUCCUCUGACACCCUCAAGCUCCAGAAAAAGGCUCGCAAAGAGCUACUUGGGAAGGGGGACCUGCAGCCCCAGCUGGACAACGCGCUGCAGGAUGUCAAUGACAUGUACCUGCUGCUGGAGGAGACGGAGAAGCAGGCGGUCCGCAAAGCCCUCAUCGAGGAGCGGGGCCGCUUCUGCACCUUCAUCACCUUCCUGCAGCCCGUGGUGAACGGGGAGCUCACCAUGCUGGGAGAGAUCACCCACCUGCAGGGCAUCAUCGAGGAUCUGGUGGUGCUCACCGCUGAGCCACACAAGUUGCCCCCCGCCAGUGAGCAGGUGAUCAAGGACCUGAAGGGCUCUGACUACAGCUGGUCCUACCAGACGCCCCCAUCCUCACCCAGCAGCUCCAGCUCUCGCAAGUCCAGCAUGUGCAGCAGCGUUAGCAGUGCCAAGGGUGGCAUGGCGUGGCCCGGCGGGGCUCAGACCUGCUCACCCAGUUCCACCUAUCGCUACCGCAGCCUGGCGCAGCCCCCCGCCGCCGCCACCCGCCUCUCCAGCGUCUCCUCCCACGACUCCGGCUUCAUCUCCCAGGACGCCGCUUAUUCCAAACCGCCUUCCCCCAUGCCCUCGGACAUCACCAGCCAGAAGUCCUCCAGCUCGGCGUCCUCAGAGGCAUCCGAAACCUGCCAGUCAGUUAGCGAGUGCAGCUCCCCCACCUCGGACUGGUCCAAGGCCAGCCCCUAUGACCAGCCGGUGGUCCCUACCCUGCAGCGGCGCAAGGACCGCGUGGAGCACCUGCGGGAAGCCGAGAUGGGCUCUCCUGCUGGGGGGUACCCGGGCAUCGGAGGCGAGGACGCUCCCAGGCCCCGGAUGUCACCGGCUACAAUUGCUGCCAAGCAUGGGGAGGAGGUGUCCCCUGCCGCCAGCGACCUGGCCAUGGUCUUGACCCGUGGGCUGAGCUUGGAGCACCAGAAGAGCAGCCGGGACUCGCUGCAGUACUCCAGUGGCUACAGCACGCAGACCACCACCCCCUCCUGCUCUGAGGACACCAUCCCUUCCCAAGGCUCCGACUACGACUGCUACUCGGUGAACGGCGACGUGGAGUGUGACCCCCAGAGCGAUUUCGACAAGUCCUCCACCAUCCCACGCAACAGCAACAUCGCCCAGAACUACCGGCGGAUGAUCCAGACCAAGCGUCCCGCCUCCACCGCCGGGCUGCCCAGCGGCACCAACCUGCCGGCCGGCACCACCCCGGGGGUGGCCACCAUCCGCCGCACGCCCUCCACCAAGCCCUCGGUCCGCCGCACACUCUCCAACGCCGGCCCCAUCCCCAUCCGACCCCCCAUCGUCCCCGUGAAGACCCCCACGGUGCCCGACUCCCCUGGCUAUGCCGGCCCUACACGGGUGGGCAGCGAGGAGUGCGUCUUCUAUGCUGAUGAUGCCUCUCCAAACCCCCUGGAUUUUGCCAAAGCUUCGCCCAAGCGGCUGAGCCUUCCCAACACCGCCUGGGGUGGCGGUGCCAUGGAGAUCUCUGUCUACCCCGGGGCCGGCCAGCACCUCUCCGCUGAGGAAGAGGAGGACCAGCAGUUGGCUGCCAACCGGCACAGUUUGGUGGAGAAGAUUGGGGAGCUGGUGGCCGGCGCCCACGCCCUGGGGGAAGGCCAGUUCCCCUUCCCCACCGCCCUCGUGGGGUCCGGCCCCAGCGAGGAGACCCCCGCGCCGCCCCCCGCGGCCUCCAUGGACCCCCCGGCCGAAGACAUGCUGGUGGCCAUCCGGCGCGGGGUGCGCCUGCGCAGGACCGUCACCAAUGACAGGUCGGCCCCGCGGAUAUCGUGAUGAUGCCCCGUGCCCGCCGUGGCCCAUGGACCCCCGGGACAGCCCUGCCUCCCCAGGAGCCCCCACCCGCCGGCACCCGCUGCCCUCCCCUCCUGGUGCCCCCUGCUUCCUGCCCUCCUGUCUCCUCCUGCCCUGCCCUCUCCCUGCAUCCCUCCUUC